AUGAAAUCAAUGAUCGUUGGGCAGGAUUGUACUAAUAUGGGCGCUCGAUAUCAGUGCUUAUCUACGGAUUUAGCAAUCAACACCUUAAACACCGAUUUGAGAAAUAAGGGGAUCGAGGGAAGAGAUUACACCACCAUUAUAAAUAUUAAUUUUGAAUUCAUUCCAAACCCUCAAGUUACUUGUAAAUCAAAGAGUUUUCUCAAAAGCUCGAAUAUCUUUUAUAGGAUCCGUUUUACAUCAUAUACCAGCAAUAGAGUUUCAGUUCUAUGCAAUUAUAUGGACUUUAAUUCAAUAUUUGCUGAUUCUCAAAAUAUCAUUUCCUUCGAAAUUGAUAAUUUGGCUAUGACUAGCUGUAGGAUUGAUCAUUCUUACAGUUUUAAUAUGAAAAUUACAAAUAGCGUGAUCUAUUCAACCCUGAUCAGUUUAGGCUUCGACCUUCAGGGAAAGAUUAUUCAAACAGACAUGCAAUAUUAUUUAAACAUAGAAGGGUCAAAAUUUGAACAAGCACCUUUUUAUUAUGGAAAUUGCUUAUUGGGCACUAUUUCAAGAAGUAGUUUUUCGGGAACUUUUAAAAUUCAAAAUUGUCACCAAUUAUUACUCACCAGCUCUAAUGUGGUAAAUUAUUGGGAGUUUGUUGAUGUUAAAAAUUUGAACAUUUUAGACAUCAGCUUUGAACAGCCAUAUGCUGUGCACAUUACUGAAUGUGGUGUGGUUGUCAUUAGAAACUGUAAUUUUGCCUCAUCUGGUUAUGUUACUGCCGCCGCAUUGACCAUUAUUUUUUCUCAACAUGUCAUAUUAGAUUCCUGUAAUGUUCAAACUGAUCUAACAUGGCUAAUAACUUACUCAGUACCAGCACUGUAUAUAAGCAAUAUUGUCGUUCAGGAUUCUGUUGUUGAGCGAGGAAGUUUGGUGCAGGUUUAUGUUUCACAAAGUUUUGAACUUGCAAAUUCCACCUUUGACUCUCUAAAUGGUACAGCAUUCGAUAUUAACGAUGUCACAGUUUUUAAUGCAUACAAUAUAUCUUUUACGAAUUGUAAAUCUACACAAGACUCUGGAAUUGUGGAUGUCGAAACAGGUUAUGAUUUAUCGACAGAUAAGCUAUUCAUGGUCCAAAUUCACUUGGCUUUGUUGAAAUUUGUGGAAUGUAUCACAACUUCUGCAAGUCCACUCAAUAUUAGGUCAUACUCAAAGGAAGUGAUGUUGGACAAUUGUAUUUUUGAACGAAAUAUUGCUGCUAUUGGUGGAGGAGCGAUUUCCUAUCGAGCAUUACAUUCUAUAUUUUCUGAGCCAUCCAUUAAGAUUUCUAAUUCACUGUUUCAAAGAAACACUGCGUCAAGAGGAGGUGUGUUUAACAUCAAAGGCAGUGUUAUACUUGACUCAAAUGUGUUCAUAGAAAACAAUGCCGUACGAGGAGGAAUUAUGUAUUUAGAGAAAGACAUUCAACAAACCAUUAAUAUCUUGUCUAACAAUGUUCUCAGUUCAAACACUGCAGAUUACGGAUCAUCAAUAUAUGUGGAUAGUCCCAUGACUCUAUCAUAUCCAUUCAAUCUCUCUGAGCUUUCUUCUCCAUGUUUCACAUCCAAAUUGCUAAAUAUUAAGAGUAUAACAAAUAAUGCAACAAGUAAGGAUCUUACACUGUCUGCAUUUUUUCCUGGAGAGUUACUGCAACUUUCCAUUGCUGCGUUUGAUAUUUUUGGAAAUGUUAUUUCUCAAAGAGAACUUCCAAUAUCACUCAAAACUGAUAAGCCACAGUAUUUUGUGAGUAUUGUGCAUUCAGACCAACAACUAUUCACCUUGGACUUCAAAAUUUUGUCUUAUCAAAAAGUCAACAAUGAUAGCUUAAUGUUGACAGUUACGUAUGACAACUCUGUUUUGGGAAUUCCUUUGAAAGUUACGUCGUGUCCAAUGUUUUUUUCCUGGUCCGAUACUUCCUGUGUGGAUCAGUCUCUCAGUUAUAUCAUUAUACUUGUUGCAACAGUAGUGUGUGUUCUGAUAUGCAUUCUCCUUUCUGGAGCUGCAUGCGCAUGUGCUGUUGCAUUUAAAAAAUCGGUAGUGUUAAGAAAUAGAAAGAAAGCAGAGUUAGAAAUGGAACAGCUACUGAUUGACAACAGAAUUGUAUUUGACCAAGAAGAAAAACAAGAAAAUGAUCACUUAAAUAAUAGCUCACGCUUUUCUACCAGAAACUCAUGCGUUAUUCCUGUGGAAGAUAUUAAAAUUAUUAAGCGAAUUGGAGAGGGAGGGCAAGGAGUUGUGUAUCAUGCAAAGUGGAAUGACAUUGAUGUUGCAGUAAAAACUAUUAAAGUGGAUGACGACGAGCAAGAUGCUGAAAGUGAUGAAUUUGAGCGAGAAGCCACCAUGUUGAGCAGUCUACGACAUCCUAAUAUUCUUACAUUUUAUGGAAUUUGCGUGCCCAACAAGCGUCAAAAAUUCAUGGUUGUGGAAUACAUGAAAGGAGGGUCUCUUGAAAAAUUAAUCUCAAAUUGUCGGAUGGGAAAAGAAAACAUUGAUUUUAAAUCCAAAAUUAAUAUUCUCCUAGGAGUUGCAAGAGGAAUGGUUUAUCUUCACUCUCUCAAACCGAGAAUGAUUGUUCACAGAGAUCUGAAGCCAGGAAACAUUCUCUUGGAUGAAAAUGGUGCCGUUCGUGUUUGUGAUUUUGGAUUGAGUCGAGUGGUUGGAACGAACACAGUUCAACAACGAACAAUGACUACAAAUAUUGGAACGUUACUGUAUUGUGCUCCUGAAAACUUUUCUUCAGACAAUUGUAGUUCUGAGAUGACAUCAAGCUAUUCACAAUCGUCUGUAUCACACCUUUCAAGUCUCAAUCAUCAAACACCUUAUUCUAACUCUGAUAUUUUCUGCUCUUCAAGUCCAUCCAGUUCUUUAUCAAAAGAAGAUCGUUUCAAGAACGCAAGCAAAAUCGACGUCUAUAGUUAUAGUAUUAUCAUGUGGUCUCUCUUUUUUGAGGAAAACCCGUUUUCUUAUUCCAAGAAACUUUACCACUUUUCAGAGAAUGAUAACACAGAAGAGGCCAAUACACAUGCGCUCAACAUUCUGUCCUUUGUCCUGAGAGGAAGUCGUCCAAAAAUUCCGUUCGAUAACCCAGAUCAAAUGAAAGAAUGGGUGACAGAAUAUAUGUGCAAUAAGGAAAAAUGCAAUGAGGUGAUGAGUAAUGCCUUAUUGGAGGGUGUAAGCAAUUAUAUUGAUCUCAUGAAACAAUGUUGGCAUCAGUUACCUCGAGAAAGACCUUCUUUUGAAACGAUUGUUAUUGAACUCUAUGAAAUUCAAAACAUACUGUCGUUGAGAAAAGUCUAA
Messenger RNA from Naegleria fowleri, 3312 nucleotides. RefSeq lists its product as uncharacterized. The transcript has 4 exons. Gene Ontology annotation, biological process: protein phosphorylation. Lineage: Eukaryota; Heterolobosea; Eutetramitea; Acrasida; Naegleriidae. Bases 1 to 3312 code for a protein of 1103 amino acids. The record is from RefSeq and is a predicted model, not a curated record. Gene Ontology annotation, molecular function: ATP binding; protein kinase activity.